This is a messenger RNA of Effrenium voratum, 1923 nucleotides long. The record is from the annotation of a GenBank genome assembly. Lineage: Eukaryota; Dinophyceae; Suessiales; Symbiodiniaceae.
AAAAAAUUGGACUGUUUUGGGGCCCAGCAUGGCGCUUCCAGAGCUGGAAGUCCGCAGUGCAGAUAGCGGUGCCCAGGCAACGGCGGAUGGGUCGACGGCAGGCGAUGGCAUGGCAGCAGUCGCUGCUGAGGAGUACGAGGCCAUUGCUAAGCGGCUGCAGAGGGACGAGGAGCUGAUCAAGCAGCUGAAGCACAUCGUGAAGGCCCAGCACGGCAAGAUCGAGGAGUUCCGGGAGAUGCUGGAGGUUACCAGCUCCAAAAGUGCCUUGAUCUCCUCCUACGAAGCGGAGGACUUCAAAAAGGCCGUGGAGAGCAACCAGGAGCUGCACCAGCAAAUCCACAGGCUCCAGGCCGAGCUGGCCAAGUACAAAGCGGAGAACAGUUCGCUGAAGAAGGUGAACCGCCGCCUCAAGGGCUUGCUGCACAGCGACUCCUCCGGGUGGCAGAUGUCCACGCAGAGUGAUAUGCCUCCUCCGCCCAGCGAGUGCCUGCCGGAGGUCCCGGCCUUGGCGUCCACGGCGCCGGAACGGAGCUGGUCCAAGGGCCCGCUGAGCGUGAACUCCGGCCGGACCGAGUUGCUGGGCCGGCUGCCCCUCGGCUCUCUGACCUGCAGAGGACACUUCAACCGUGGAAGACUGGACUUUGACGACCGGGAUCGGUCAUCCUCCAGAAGCCCGCCCAGGAGGCAGGAUGAGGAUGCGAGGAAGCAGAAGGUUCCCCAGUUCUCCCGGGUGUCGCAGCUCAUCAACUCCAUGAACUUGCUGUGGCGGGACUUCGAGUCUGCCCUGAGCUGCCUGCGGGCCACCGCCGACGUGGCGGCCAGGCUGCUGGCAGACCGGCGCGUGGCCAACAUCACGGUGUUUAUGGUGGAUCCGUGGUUGCGAAAGGCUGUCACUGCGCCUCUGGCGAAGUCGGAGCAGCUGACGAUUUUCUACCUGGGCCAAGGGAAGACCGAGCUGCAGGUGCUGCUGCGGCUCGAGGAGAGCAAGGUUUGCCCGCCGCUCUUCACCGACCUGCAGGCGCUGCCCUUCCGAUCGCGGACCGGCGCGGCGCUGCCAGUGCUGACGCCCAACCGCUCCAGGGUUUGGGCGGUGCUGCAAGUGACCCUGGAGGACUCCUUGCGAACCGCUGAGGCGACCCCGGUUCCUAGGGUGCUGCAGGAUGCUGGCGUGUCGCAGGACCCCUAUGCUGCCAGCCAGUGCUUCACCGAUUCCCACGUGAGCUAUCUGCAGCUUUUAUGCAGCUUCAUGGGUGGCGUGCUGCUCCACGUAGAGAGGCUGGAGCAAAGAGCCAAGGUGGUGGAGCGAACUCGCUCCAUCUUGGAGGCAGCGAUGGAUGUGAACAAGGCCAAGACGCUGGCGGACUUUGAGCAGCGUGUGAAGCACAUGCUCUCGGGCUUCUUCAGCGUCAGCACCAUUCGAAUUCUCUUCUACGACCCUGAGAACAAGGCCCUGCUCCUUGCCUCCUCCCAAAUGCGCAAGAAGGGCGCCACCAGCAUCGGCGCGCAGAAGGGCAUCCUGGGCCAGUGUGCCCAAAAGCAGCAGGUCAUCAACAUUCCGGACAUCCACCAAAAUCCGUUCGUGGACCCCAUGGCGGACGGCCUGCAGCGCAGCGGCAGACCCGUGGGCGCGCACGCCGGGAUGUUGGUGGGGCCCAUGCUGGUGGAGACCUCCGAGCGCUCCGGCCAUGAGCUCCUGGGCGUGGUGCAGCUGCUCGAGAAGAAGCGCCGCGCCGCGGACGGGUCGCAGCAGCCCAGCGAGUUCACCCUGGACGAGCAGCAGCUCUUCAGUCAGCUGCUGACCGUUUGUUCGCAUGCUGGCUCGAGGACGAUCAGAGUCCAGCAGCUCGCCGCGCAGAUCAACGGCACGCCGAACCACGUGCAGGCCCUGCUCUGCGGGUGAGACGUGAAAAAACCACGCGGACC